GGGACUGGAAGGGAGGCCUAAGGCAGUUGCAAAAUCGCUACACCGGACGGUGUCUGGCGAAUUGUGGCGGGACCGUGUGCAUGAGGACAUGUACAUCCUCCUACUCUGCACGUCAAGCAUGGGUCUGCAGCGGCCGCUGUAUCGUCAGUAAGGCAGCUGCUGACGAAGGCCUGGCGGACCGGUAUCUGACGCUGGCUGGGGACGGCACCCUCAGACUGUCCGCCAUGUGCUCCAACCCGGGGGACGUCCAGGCGCGCUGGCGGGUCUUCGGCUCCCCAAACAGACCAGCAUGUCAGGCCGACAAGUCCUCUAAAAAUGACGCCGAGUCCACCUGUGGAAAUGUGGUGUGCGGCGUGGACUGGUACGAGGUGAGGUGGCCGAUGUACACGCCUGGUGUCGGGGACGAUCCACCAACCAGCUUUACACUGGUGCUCUAUCCAGCUAACUACGAGCUCACGGACCAAUGGAGAGUCGCCGAAGUCCCACCAACGAACAAUUCUUACUACAUGAACCAUCUCGAACUGGGAGAGAAGUAUCACGUUAUCAUCACUGCCAACCGACCUGGCAAAGUGGGAGCGGCCAUCUUGAAAGACAUUGAGCUCAAGCCGGAUCCGCCGGGAGACCCUCACGUCAUCAAGACCACAUCGUCAGGCAUCUGUAUCUUGUGGACCGACUCCACGGCAAUUUCGGAAGGUUAUAGAGUGGAUUAUUACCCAGUGGGUGGAAGUCCAGACACCAUCCGGACGGUGGACGUGCCGCCGACAACAACCGUGGUGGAGCUGACCGGUCUGCUGCCAGGACACCAGUACAACGCCACGCUGGUCACCACCGGACUCUACUCGGUCAACAGCGUGCCCGAAACGGUAUCUGGAGAAACGCAUACCUUAAAAGUGAAGAUUUCCGGGGGAAACGGGAGAGCGUUGGGAAACAGGCGGCCAUAUCUGAUGGAUGCAGAGUCGGAGACGUACGACGCUAAGGACCCUAACGUCACCAGUAACUACGUCUUCAAGUGGUACUGCAGGAAGCUGGUUUUAACAACAACAGCCUCUACUCCAACGACUACGAUAACCGCGACGCCUACCCCACAAAAUACCACAACGUCAGCGGCUAUGUCUACCUCCAACGCAACUACAUCUUCCGACUUCAAUACAACAAGUUCGCUGUACUUCAAUACAACAGCUAUGACGAAUACUACCGUACACAACAUCACCAAUGCCACUACUCCUACAACAUCAACGACAACACCGAUGACGUCUACGUCUACGCAGCACGUCGAGAGCGACAUACCUGUCCGUUACCAAGACGGUAUCGCCGUGGUACACAGCCACUGCGAAACGGGCGACUACGAACUGCUCUGGGAAGGAGAUGCGAAGAUCUACUUGGACACUUCUGACCUGGAAACGAGCACCACGUACGUCAUCAAGGUGGAGGCCUCCAAGGAGAUGGUCCACCCUCUCGGGUACACGUACAUCGGAGAGGAGUCCUUUGAACAGAAUGUUUUAAUCGUUGAGGGAGAUCCUCCCAUGAUGGCAAUCAAUUGCAUCCGGAACUGCAUGGCGGCUGUUGACGUGACGGAGUCUCUGGCCCUCCGCGGGAACUGUACCUCCUGUGAGCAGAACUCCGAACUGACGUACAACUGGGAACUGUUCAGGGAGGUCAACGACACGAUCGUGGAGGUGCACGACUGGAACUCUCUCACCAGCACAGGACGAAACACAGCAAGUCUAGCGAUCAAAGCCGACCAAUGGGAUGUCAGAUCAGUGUACCGCUUGCGGCUGAAUGGCUUUCCUCCGGAUGGCCUUCCUCCCGGCUUCAUCGAAAUCAGAUAUCCCACCUCCCCACCCCUCUACACACUGGACUGUGUCAUCAUCCCCGAUAAAGGAAUGCUGUACGAAACAAACUUUUCGGCUAGUUGUGAGCUGACCGGGUGGACAGGCGAGCUGGAGCCACGUCUGACCUAUGACUUCACGUCCCAAGUCCACGCCCAGGUGACCCACCUCGCCAGCGUGACCCGGAUGUCCAGCUUCACCGUGCCGCUGGACCUCGUGGCCGGGGACCCUGCAGGCGCGUGCGCCGUGCUCGUCAACGUGCAGGGAUUUCUGGGAGGUGUCCUGAGGGCAAAUACCACCAUCAGUCCUCAGGUUAUUCCACCUGUUCAGACCCACGCUGGAAACUGCAGACACGUGUUUGAGCGCAUGUGUGAAAUCCAGGAGCUGCUGCUCGCGGAGGGAUACAAGGAUGCCCUGCUGGCUGUGGAACGACUCGUCACGUACUUCAACUUCCUUCAGAACCAUAUCGGCACUGAUUCCCGUGCAGCUUUGAACAGCUAUGGUCUGACUGCAGUCGUGAACCAGAUUCUUUCAUACACAGACAUCACUGAUAUCAACAGCACCUGCAUAGGAGGUGACAAACCAGAUACACAUUGGGGAGAAGCAAUCAACUUUCCUGGCAACUGGCUGAACAUCACAACAGUUGACGGCAUCAUAGCUGCCCUUUCUGUACCCGUCACUGCUACAGACAGUAACGGAAAAAUGGAUGAGUUUUACGAGUACGCGAGAUCCACCACUGCCAAGAUGGUGAUGGUGGCCCAAAACAGCAUGAGGGGACCUGCACUGUUGGAAAGGGCUGCGGAUGCUAUCAAGGCCCUCAUUGAUGGCAAAGUGUCACUGGUUGCGCAGAAGCAAGCGGUGGCGUCGGCAGAAGCCAUGGCAGGCGAACUUCUGAGCCUUGGCAGUAAUGACUAUAAGCAAAACCUGGCGGCCGUAGGAGGUCUUCAGCAGGGUUUAAACUCGCUGAUGGGUUCAGCUCGGUCCACUCCCAGUGAGGAUCAGACGGAAGAGCAGGCCGAGCAUGCUAAAAGGGCCACGAAUGCCGUAACCUCAGCGACCACGACCCUGGGGACAGUGGUCCUGAAUCACCGCCUUCCCGGAGAGCCUUCGGUCGGAUUCCAGUACGACAACUUUGGCGUGGCCUUCCAGAAACGGUACUCAGAAAGUGUGGGCUCGGAAGGCUUUACAGCCUCGGAAGGCUCCGUCUCUCUCCCGAACAGCGAGGCGUCCAUGAAGUCUUCAGAUGAAGCGCUUAAUACAAAGUUUAUGAAUUUCAACGAAAACCCCUUCGACUGGGACAACACCUCCAAGAUUGUAACCAAGGUGGUAUCCUUGGACCUAACCUCUGAAACCGGGGGAGCAUUUCCGGUGAAGGACACAGCGAACGACAUCUCCAUUUUUAUUGGGAACGACGCAGAUCCUCCCAAGCCACUUCUGGUCAGCAGGAACAUCUCGAACCCAGGGAAGUCUGAGAUGUUGUACCACGAGAUUACCGUCCCGUAUAACUCAUGCGCCAUAUUUACCGCGUUUGUACCUCACAACAGAACAGUGCCUUUUCAAGCUUACGUCAAGUAUGGGAAGGUACCGACAGAGGACGACUAUAACUUCACCGCUACGAUCCCUCCGGGGUUAAACUUGUCACGGUGCCACCUGGGCCUGGAGUACACACGGCGAGACUGGAAAAACUACGUCGUCUCUUUCCAAGACAUCGCUGAGAAUGGCACAUACUACUUGGGUCUUAAAGAAAUAAACCAGACGGAUGUGUGUGGUCCUGGGUAUGUGUAUGGAGCAGACCUGCAGGAGAACACCACAGCCAUUACCUACGACUUCCUGACCAUCACCCCCACCUGCCGGUACUGGGACACUCAGCACGAGAAGUGGGAUGCUCACGGCUGUAGGGUGGGUCCCUUGAGUACGAUGACGCGGACGCACUGCCUGUGUAACCACCUGACGGCGUUUGCCGGGGAGAUACUGGUGGCUCCAAACACCAUCGACUUCUCCACGGUGUUCGCCAAGUUUGCUAACCUGGGAGAUAACGCCGCGGUGUUCGCCACCGUCCUCGCCAUGUACGCCAUCUACGGCAUCGUGGUGUUCUGGGCCAGACGAGCUGACAAGAAAGAUGUCGUUAAGUGGAGCUGUGCGCCUCUGCUGGACAACAGGCCCGGGCACAGUUAUUGGUACAAGAUCACGGUGUACACAGGGGUGUGGAACGGCGCCGGGACUAAGUCACGAGUCGGCAUUAACGUUGUUGGGGAAAAUGGAAAGACGGGACCGAGAGUUCUUGAAGAUGGAAAGCGACAGGGGUUUACGCGUGGAAGCAUCUGUCACAUGGCCAUGGCAACAGAAGAGUGCCUGGGCCCGAUGGUGAACAUCCGUCUGUGGCACGAUAACUCCGGGAAGGGGGAACAUGGCAGCUGGUUCUGUGACAGGAUCGUCAUCCAGGACCUGGAAACGAACGAACGGUGGUUCUUCAUCUGCCAGCGGUGGCUGGGGGUGGAGCAUGAGGACGGCCGUGUGGACCGCAUCCUGCCGGUGGCCAGUAAGGACGAGGUGGUCAGCUUUUCCAACCUGUUCCAGGACAAAACUCGGCAGGACAUCACGGACGGACACAUCUGGUUCUCGGUGGUGUCACGGCCCACCCGGAGUCACUUCACCCGUGUGCAGCGUGCGUCCUGCUGCCUGUCUCUCAUCUUCUGCACCAUGAUCGCUUCUGCCAUGUUUUACCAGAAGUCUGAAGGAGGUAAUACCAUAAAGGUAGGACCGUUUGUCUUCUCCCUGGCAUCAAUUAUGGUCAGCAUCCAGAGCACAUUUGUCGUGUUUCCUGUGAACCUGGCUGUUGUGCUGUUCUUUAAGAAGAGUCGCCCCCUGCCGGAGGGAGAGAAGGAGUGCGCCUGCUGUAUGAAAUGUUGCUGCUGCAAAAAGAAGAACAAGGUGGAAGAAAAGUACACCACAGAGGAAGAAGAGGUCGGCCUGGAGACGGUGUCUUCUAACGUUCCCAAAGACGACUGUGAAUCACGAGUUGAGGAGAGUGAGCUCACAACAGUUUCUACAGCGGUGAAAGACGAACAGGACCCGGAGAGUGGCAAUGAACUGAAUGAAAACGACAACAGUAAGGAGGAAGAUCUAGAGGAGCAAGACGAAGAGAAUGAAGAGGAGACGAAAGAGGAGAAGGAAGAGGAGAAGAAAGAAGAGAAGAAAAAGAAAAAGGACGAGUUCAUUUUUCCGCAUUGGUGUGUGUAUUUCGGCUGGGUCCUGACGGUGGGGUCAGCUCUGGGCUGCGGGUUCUUCAUCAUCCUGUACUCCAUGGAGUGGGGUCCGGAGAAAUCCAACGAGUGGCUGGGCACCAUUCUCAUGUCCAUGUUCCAGUCCAUCCUCGUUGUACAGCCUAUAAAGGUGAUCCUGCUGGCAGCUUUCAUCUCCUACAUCUUCCGUAACAAGGCUGACGUGGACCAGGUCGGGGACACCGACACUAAAGUGAAGCCUGAUGAGGAACUGUUGUGCGCACCGCCUGGCAUGGUUGAGCCGCCCACCAUCCAGGAGCCGACUAAUGACUCGGACAAUAAGAAGUUCCUGGAGGAGGCACGAGAACUCCGGAGGAAGGAGAUCAAGGCAAAAGAAGUAAUGAAGGAGGUGUUCAUACACUACCUGUUCGUCUCCAGCGUGUUCUUCCUCAGCUACGGCGACAGAGAUCCAACAGGGUUUUACGUUCAGAAUAACCUGCAUGACAUGUUCAGCGGAUUCGAAAAGGUCAAAAACCACAAAGCCAUGUUCAAGUGGCUUGAGGGAGACUUUGUGAACCACGUUGUUGGCGGGAAACUUGGCGACAGAGGUUAUCUGUCCGACGAUUACAGCUUCCGCCUCGGUUCUGCUCGCAUGCACCAAGUCAGAAACGAGCCAGCCACUUGUAUGACGGCCCGGGUUCCGUACGGGCCCUGUAAGAAGGACUAUUCUCUGUUGGACCAACAGGAGACAUCUUACGAGCCUGGGUGGCAACCGAUGAAUGCAACCAAGGCAAAGAAUCUCAUCGAUGCUAAGCAGUACACCCCGUGGAUGUUUCAGGAAACGGACGACCUAUUCCCCUACUCUGGGGAAACCACAACCUACAGCAGCGACGGGUAUUUCCUGGAGAUCGGCACCAGCAAAAACGAGACUGUAGCUUCGUUGAAGGACCUGAAGCAGCAUCUCUGGCUGGAUAACUUCACCAAAGCCGUGAUUAUCGACAUCGCCGUGUACAAUGUCAAUGUCAACCUGUUCUCUGUCAUCACCUUCCUGGCCGAGUACCUUGUCGGCGGGGUCGUCUCGGCCAAGGUCACCAUCAAGGAGAAGAAGGCUCACUUCCGGUCCAUGUGGAACUGGGUGGAGUUCCUGCAGUCCGUGCUGUGUGUGAGCGUCAUCGCCAUGUUCGCCAUGCGCGAGGUGUUGAGGAUGACUACCAUGAACAAGUUCCAGAAAAACCCAGGCCGAUAUAUCAGCUUCCGGGGCAUGGCUUUGUACAGCGAUGUGUUCAUCGGUCUGAUCGGAGCCCUCGUGUUCGUGGCAACACUCAAACUCCUCCACCUCCUGCGCUUCAACAAGCGCGUGGCCAUGCUGUCUGCUGUCAUCAACUAUGCCGCAAAGGACCUGGGACUUUUCUCCAUCAUCCUGAUGACAGUACUGAGUAACUUCACCCUGGUGGGGAUGAUACUGUUCGGCACGCACAUCAAGGAGUUCUCCGGCUUCAUCGCCAGUCUGGAGCGACUGAUUGCCAUGCUGCUGGGGGAUCUGGACUUUGCCUCCAUGUCGGCAGCCAGCCGAGUGCUCGGCCCGCUGUUCUUCUUCGGGUUCAUCCUCCUGCUGGUGUUUCUGCUGCUGAACAUGUUCGUGUCCAUCAUCGACUCCGGCUUCGGGGAGGUCAACGGCGACGAGAGCAAGAUGGACGCCGAUCACGAGAUCGUGGACUUCAUGUGGUUCAAACUAAAACAAGCUCUGGGUAUUGGGAUGAGCCGUGUUGACCAGGACGAUGACAAUAAGGCACCUGAAGACCCACCCCUGCCUGACGGGGAGGUGGAGGAGAAGUUAACUCUGCUCCAGCAGCGAGUGGAUGAGAUGGUCGAUAAACUCUCCAACAUGGACGACAGCAGGGAAAAUGAAUCAGAGUGUUAACAUAAGAAAGACAUUUGGUUUAAGAAUAUUCAUAUGUAGUCUUUGGGAUGGCCACUGUGCACCAAUUGCAAUUUGCAUAUAGUGUUUGCUUCCCUUGCUCCUUGUACCCUAGAUUCGCUAGAUUGCUUUUGAUGUCAAAUUUUGUCAAAAGGAAAGUAUUGAUCGUCCAAUUCUACAUCAUUCUGGAUUCUUGUGAGAAAGUACCACCUCACUCCAUGCCCUUUGUUGCUGUCCAGUCAUUUCCCAAUAGUUACAGAGUCAGUCUUACAUAUGCGGCUACUAUGCAAUGUAAAACAAUAAAUUGCAUACAUACGUACAUACGUAAAAAUGAACUAAUAUCUGCAUUCAUAUAACACCUCUUAUAACCUGCUGUGGCAUGUAACUGACUUACACUGUUUUUGUAGAUAUGUAUCUCUAUAUCAGUGAAUAGUAAUGAAUAAGUAUGAAUAUGUUACCACAUAUUUCCACUGGAAAGCAUGCACACCGAGUUUUCAGCACCAUGGACAGAUCCAUGGGGUAC
Messenger RNA from Branchiostoma belcheri (Belcher's lancelet), 7491 nucleotides. RefSeq names its product polycystic kidney disease protein 1-like 2. Gene Ontology annotation, biological process: detection of mechanical stimulus. The transcript is spliced from 42 exons. The record is from RefSeq and is a predicted model, not a curated record. Lineage: Eukaryota; Metazoa; Chordata; Leptocardii; Amphioxiformes; Branchiostomatidae. The coding region runs from base 81 to 6971 and encodes 2296 amino acids. Gene Ontology annotation, molecular function: protein binding; calcium channel activity. Gene Ontology annotation, cellular component: membrane.